AUGCCUAUUUUAAAACAAUUUGCUCUUAAAAUUUUUGCAAUCAUUCCACAUGGUGCAGCUAUUGAAAGAUUAUUUUCUUCACUUGAACUUAUUAAAACAAAAAAUCAUAAUCAAAUAAAUCCAAAAUUACAUACUGAAAUUAAAACCAAAUUAGCUAAUCAAAAUAAUCAAGAAAAUUAUUCGGAUUUAGUAAAUGAUAAUUACAAAAUUGGUGAAACUAAAGAUCUUUUUGAUUUUUCUAUUUUAUUAUCACAAGAAGUUACUUCUAUAAAAUUAUCAAAAAAUGAGGAUUGGACA
Messenger RNA from Racocetra fulgida, 297 nucleotides. Lineage: Eukaryota; Fungi; Glomeromycota; Glomeromycetes; Diversisporales; Gigasporaceae. The record is from the annotation of a GenBank genome assembly.